Messenger RNA from Schistosoma haematobium, 4844 nucleotides. RefSeq names its product biogenesis of lysosome- organelles complex 1 subunit 2 (gene BLOC1S2). Gene Ontology annotation, molecular function: hydro-lyase activity; gamma-tubulin binding. Lineage: Eukaryota; Metazoa; Platyhelminthes; Trematoda; Strigeidida; Schistosomatidae. The record is from RefSeq and is a predicted model, not a curated record. Gene Ontology annotation, cellular component: BORC complex; mitochondrion; gamma-tubulin complex. The coding region runs from base 3156 to 3566 and encodes 136 amino acids. Gene Ontology annotation, biological process: endosomal transport; lysosome localization. The transcript has 11 exons.
GUUUUUGAAGUGUGUGUUACCCUUUCUUGUUUACCUAUAAGUCAGGGUUUUGUAACGUUAUCAGAUUCUCAAUCUAAAAACUUCCAGUUGUUCCUGUAAUAUUGCCUUAUUUCCUCUCCUGUACUAUUGUGGUGUUUGAACGGUUACUUUCAUUAUUGCAUUUUAGUGUAACCUAGUUAUUUAUUGAGUCGAUCAAGUAAAUUGGCUUCUUUUUUUCCUUAUUUCAGAAUUCUUCAUACACACUAGUCUGUACAUGUCUCCAGCACAAAAUCUUCGUUAGAGUUAUAAAUCCAUUAGUCUUAACUUGAUAUUUCGUGUUGGAGUCGGAACCUGGCGUAUCCAAGGUCAAGCGGACGUUCCUUACGCCUCAGCCUUCCCACCCUUGGCAGCUUACUAGCCAGCGAUCGAACUUCCUGGCUCAGUUGUAAAAAAAGAAUGUUUACGGGCUGAGGUUUCAUGUGACGUAAUAUCUAUAUCGCCUCGCAUAUUCAGUCCAUGUAGGGCUUGCUCGUCCUUGUAUGCAUCCUCCCUUCCAUCAAAAGCUCAUUCUAAUCAUCACUAUAUUGACUAAACUACAAUGAAUCUUCCAUGUGUAUUAUAUGUAAACCCAUCGAAAUUGUUCUCAUGUUUUCGUCUCCGUUUCGUACGACAUCUGUCUUAUAUUAAAUCGGCGACAAUCGAUAACGAGGUACAUAUUUUAACGUUGAAUAAUCCUACGAGUGCUAAUUCACUUUCUUUGCCGUUGAUGAAAGAACUUCUCAUGGUUUUGGAUUCGAUCAAGUUGUCGCAGAAUAUUAAAGCUUUAGUGAUUACUGGUGAAGGAGGAUUUUUUUCUUCUGGACAUAAUCUUCACGAGGUUAUCAAAUUUUCUGAUACAAACUCUAAAAAAGUCUUUUCAACAGCAUCAGAGAUUAUGGAGAAAUUAACUGAAUUUCCUAUACCAUCGAUAGCAUCUGUAAAUGGUCCUGCUGUCGCUGGAGGUUGUCAGUUAGUUGCAGCUUGUGACUUGGCAAUAUCAGCCAAAUCUGCGAUAUUUUCAGCCAGUAGUAUUAAACUAGGAUUAUUCUGUAGUACACCUGGUGUAUCAUUAGUUCGAGCGAUCGGGUUACGAGCUGCUAAUGAACUACUUUUAACAGGCAAAGCUAUCAGUGCUGAUAGAGCCUACGAAUUGGGUCUUGUUCAUCGUGUAGUUGAAGAUGACAAACUAUAUGAAGCGUCUAUUGAAUUCGCCAAAGAAAUUACUCAACAUAAUAAAGAUGUUGUACAGUUAGGUCGAGAAACUCUUCACAAACAAGCUUCUAUGUCAUUAAUGGAUGCUUAUGCAAUAGCUUCAGAUGCGAUGGUAAAAAAUUUACAAUUCAGUGAUACCAAACAACGCAUUCAAUCAUUUUUAAAUCGGAAGAAAUAAAUAAAUAGAUCCAUGUAAUUAAGAUUCUUAUGUUGAUACUUAUUUUUUGUUUGAUUGUAUAUGUACCCAUGCACGCACACACACGCUCGCCCAAAUGUAUACUAUAACCUGUACACAUCAGAUAAUUUGUUUUGUUUUUUGUUUUUUAGAAAAAAACUUCAUAUUCAUUUUUCUUCUUACGUCGUUUUUCAGUAUCAUUUUAUUUUUCUGUUGAAAUGAGAGAAAAAAAUAUGGAGAAUUAGCUUAAUUUUGAGUUCUGUCAAUGUGUUCUCUUCUAAUUAUUUCGUUUACUUGAAUGAUUUUACUGUAUGCUUGUUUGUCUGAAUUGUUAUGGAUUACAUUGAUAGUAUGUAAUGUGAGAAAGCUUGGGAGUUUAGAAAAAAAUUCAUUUUUUUAAAUCGUGUGUUAGUUAGUAAUUGAGUAUAGUAGUUGAACUGUUAUAUUUGGUCGUCGCUGAUUGCUGUGCCGGAAAAACGCUCAUCAUUUAUACUCGGAACGAGGGACCUCGGCAAUUCCCAUGAUGCGAAAGUAAGAACACAAGACUGGUAUAGGUGAAGAUUUAUUAGACCCAAACACUAUGACGACGACAACGAACGAAUGUAGUCUAAAAUACACUGGUUUAUAUAUUGAUUGUACACCCAUUUUGAUUAAUAAUUAGGAUGAAAUCACAUAUAUAACAAAUCACAUAUUGAGCAUAGUUCAUGUCAAUCGAAUACAAGAAUAUUGUAUAUUAUACAGAGGAAAAUAUCAUACUGGGAAAACAAUCAAAUACUACACUGAAUGAUCAACACGUUGAAUCAAAACGGAUGUAAUGCUGAAUAAAACUCAUAAUGAGUAAAUCAAUCGAAAAUUGACUUUUCUUUCUAUCAUGAACCUUAUAAUUUCGAAUGCAAAUUUCGGAUUACAACGCUAAUCACUUCAAAAGGGUUUUUUUAAAAAUCGCAGUUUUUAUCUUUGAGAAACGCGGGAACCCUUGAAUCUGACACAUUUAAACUCAUGUCCUAAAUGGCUGGUUUUCAAAGAUACCUUAAAAAAAAUGAUAGGAAUACUUACUUUAUUUUGUCUGUAUUGUCGUCCAUCAGUGUUAACAAACCAUUGUCUUUUCAGUAGUUUGGAUUUAGGUCAUGGAUCAAUGAGAGCAUAAUACAGGUUCUAUUGAAGAGUAUUUGCAUACAUUCACUGUUCGGUUGAUAUUUUGAUUUACAUAACAAAUAUGAAAGGCAAACAGGAUUGUUUAAUGACACUGUUUAACUUAUCACUGUGUACAUUGAUGUGACUUAGAAAUCUUGGAUGUUGUCUAGACCAACUAAACUAUAUACUGGAAUUAUGUCUAUUGUUACCCAUCUAUAGCAACACAUGACCGAUUUCGGAUUCAUUGCUUUUAAGCUACACAACCCUUAGUCAUUUUAGUCACUGACUUCUGUUUUGCUUAAAACUUCGACGAAAAUAUCUGUUGUUCAUACACCGCUCAAACAGACUAAUGAUUAUUUUCUGGUAUAUAAAUAUACAUUGUCCGUAGUUCAACCUGAAAUCUGGAUUUAGCCCAUUGGUUGUAUCGGAAGCUUCCUUGGCUCUAAAUAAUCGGUAGGGAGAUGCUCUUAAACUUCUCAUAUCAUCUUAACAAGCUACUCUAUGUAAUGGCAAUGUUAUCGAGUUCAACACCAAUGUUCAAGUAUUACAGUUUGUAAAGCUAGAUAUUGUUUACUUAUCAGACUCAAAACGAUUUAGAAUUUCCAUCACUUUCAAAAUGGAAAAAAAUUCACAAGGUAAAAAUAAUCCAAUUACAAAAAAUGAAACAGUUGCUGACAUAUCAAAUUCCUCAGUUGAUGAUAAUUCACUAAUUAGUCGAGCAACUAAAGCUGUUCGUGAUUAUCUGGAAUAUGACUUUGAAUGUCUUGUUUCCGAUGUCAAUAUAUUAACACGUAUGAAUCAAGCUUCAAGCGAACGUUACAUGGAAUUAACUACAAAUACAAAUGAUAUGACAAGAAAAUUAAUUGAUGUGAACAACCGUUUUGCUUCAUUAAGUGAUGCCCUGAAAAAAAUUGAUCAGUUCGAUAAGGAUAUAGAACAGUUGGAGAAAAAAGCGUUUGAAAUUGAAACUUUAACCAAACAACUAGAAAAUCGUUACAAUAAAUUGGAAACUGAACACAAUCAUUGAAUGACUGUUAGAGGGGAUCUACAGCUAUUCAUUUUGUACACAUACUUGAUUAUGUAUAUGUAUGUAUAUUUUUACAAUCCUUAAAGCAAUACCAAUUUUCACUUCACAUUCUUUUAUUAUCUAAGAUUAUCCAUUCCUCUUCAGUGUUCCACAAAAGUACAUUUUCGAGCAUUUUCCCAUUCUAUUAGUGAAUGAGUGCUCCAUACGACAGUACGCCACUGUAGUGGAUCUCAACUUUCCAGAUGAAAAAAAGAAAUGAAAGAAAAGUUAGAGCUUUUGAUGAAAUAUUCAGUGAAAAUUAUGAUUUUAUAUAUAGCAAUUACAUAAUAAAUGAACAGAAAAUUACCCAAAAAUCCUUGAUACAGUCCAAAUAUUGACCAUUGAAAAAUAGAUUCGCUACAAAUUCACAAUGACAUAUCCUAUCGCUUUUUUUUCUACAUUAAUUUUAAUAACAUGUUUUCGAUGUCUUGUUUUUUUUACAUUGAAACGGAAAUAUUUUUUAAUUGUAAUAAUAAUAAUACUAUGUAAUUUAACUUUGUUUCGUUUUUCUCAAGAAAUAUAUUUGUUUUCAUCUUUUAGUCCUUUAAAUUUCUGUUUCUAAGUGGCUUUAGAAAGAGAACUUAGAGCCAGCGGCUGCCCUGACAUGCGAUUUUUUGUGGUGUAGGAGUAAGUUGGAAGAAAGCUAGGGGCAGCCAGACUAAAAUAUGGUACAAGUCCAUGAAGUCACUGACAAGUGAACUAAGCCAUGUUGGUAGGUGUAGACUACCUGGUUGGGGACCCCGAGAGGAUAGCAACCGAUGGUUAGAGACCCUGAAUGACAUGGCUCGAAAUCGUUUUGCAAUGGCGGAGGUGCAUCCACUCUUUGUAUUCUCCCAAAUUCUAAUCUUCUGAAUUCUAUGUGUCCCUUUUCUUUUUCUCUUUCCAAAUUUAUUUCACUUUAUUAUACUCCUUGAAUAACAUCUCCAAACCCUAAUCUUUCCGAUUACUGCUUAUACUUUUACUACCUCUACCACUAUGGGAUUUGAAUAGACAACUGCAUGUCUGUGCUAAUGUGGUAUGGCAACUCGAACUGAUGUACGUACGUACGAAGUUCUACGUUGUUACUGACUGACUAAGUGGCUUUGCAACUCAAUUAUUUUAAUUAAAUUUCACUGAAAUAGUCAACUAAAUAACCACAUUCAAAAUGGUUUACUAACGAGAAUCUUUUGUCAUGAUUUCAUCUAUUUUAUCAUUGUUAUUAUUUGUUUGAACGUAGUUCUCAAUAGUUUCCUAAACGCU